CUGGGCCUGCACACUGGUGACGACAUGGUCACCAAGGAAACCAAAAGAUGCAGCUUCUAAAAGGUCUCUGAAGGCUUUUGUUACUGUUGUCUAGAAUCUGAUUGGCUUAGCAGAAUGGUGUCGGGAUGGGAACAGACUGCCAGUGGCCUGCCCUGCGUCCUGCUGAAACUUCUAGGAUCUGGCGCUAAUUGCCUUGGAAAUCUCCUACUCGGCCCUUGGUUUAAGAAGAAGGAGCACUUUGGGGGUACUUUCUGGGUUAUGGUGAGAUUUGGCUCUGCUGAUGAUUCUGCUGAAAGGACAGGAAAUGAGGAUUUACAGAUGGAUCCAGUGGAAAAGACUACAAACAGAAGUGAACAGAAAUCCAGCAGAAAGUUUUUAAAAAGCCUCAUCCGGAAGCAGCCCCAGGAGCUGCUCCUGGUCAUCGGGACGGGCGUCAGCGCUGCGGUGGCCCCGGGAAUCCGCGCCCUCUGCUCGUGGCGGAGCUGCAUCGAGGCCGUCAUCGAGGCCGCCGAGCAGCUCGAGGUGCUUCACCCCGGGGACGUCGCGGAGUUCCGCAGGAAGGUGAUGAAGGACCGGGACCUGCUGGUCGUCGCCCACGACCUGAUCCGGAAGAUGUCGCCUGACUGCCUGAUGGAGGUUUUCGACAACCUGGAGCACCACAUCCAGAACCCGCUGGUGUUGCAGUCCGUCCUCAGCCUGAUGGACAGGGGCACGAUGGUUCUCACCACCAACUACGACAACCUGCUGGAGAUUUUCGGGCAGCAGCAGAGCAAGCCCAUGGAGUCCCUGGACUUGAAGGACAAGACUAAGGUCCUUCAGUGGGCGAGAGGGCACAUCAAAUACGGAGUUCUCCACAUUCACGGCUUGUACACCGAUCCCUGCGGGAUGGUCCUGGAUCCGUCGGGGUACAAAGAUGUUACUCAAGACCCGGAAGUCAUGGAGGUGCUCCAGAACCUGUACCGCACCAAGUCCUUCCUGUUCGUGGGCUGCGGAGAGACCCUGCGGGACCAGAUAUUCCAGGCUCUCUUCCUCUACUCGGUGCCCAACAAGGUGGAGCUGGAGCACUACAUGCUGGUGCUCAAGGAGGACGAGGACCACUUCUUCAAGCAUCAAGCGGACAUGCUUCUGCACGGGAUCAAGGUCGUGUCGUACGGGGACUGUUUUGACUAUUUUCCCGGAUACGUGCAGGACCUCGCCUCUCAGAUCUGCAGGCAGCGCAGCCCAGAUGCUGACCGAGUGGACAGCACCACGCUGUUGGGUAAUGCGUGUCAGGACUGCGCGAAGAGAAAGCUGGAAGAGAACGGGAUUGAAGAUUCAAAGAGGCCCCGACGGUCCGAUGCAGACGAUGCCGGAGGGUCUUGAAAUCUUUAAAACCGCCAAAACCUGCCACUUGAAGACCAGCCUUGUGUAACCGCAGUGCCGUAACCCAAGCAACGAGGAACGUUCAGAGAACUCCGCGUGGCAUCUCUCGCUUCAAAACCGUCCUACACCCCGGGAGAGCCGCGCGGGCGCCUCGGAGGCCGGCUGCAAGUUCCACCGUGUGGUUCGCACAUUUCGGGAGGUAGAGCCUCACGUGGGCCCCGACGGACGGCUACCUCAGGGACUGGCGUGGUGGGAGGGAGACCGGACUCCUGGCUUCUGCCCGACGGGCCCCCUUCGUCAAGGUGGUUUUUCUAGUAAAAAGGGGAGGGUGAGGACUGUCCAAGCAACAGUAGUUGCCAAA
This is a messenger RNA of Neofelis nebulosa (Clouded leopard), 1723 nucleotides long. It is a transcript of the gene SIRAL2, whose product is annotated as family with sequence similarity 118 member A. The transcript has 9 exons. NCBI's taxonomy places the organism in Eukaryota, Metazoa, Chordata, Mammalia, Carnivora, Felidae. The record is from RefSeq and is a predicted model, not a curated record. The coding region runs from base 115 to 1362 and encodes 415 amino acids.